UUAUUCACUUCUGUUAUUCAUCUCAUUUCUACAAUUAUCAAUGGCUACUCCAACAACGAAUGUGAAGAAAAUGAAGAUGGUUAGUAGUAAUAGUAACUAUAUACCCGAUCACCUUUCCUUUUCUAUUCUCUCUAAACUUCCUGUUAAAUCUCUCAAGCGUUUUUCUAUCGUUCGAAAAUCAUGGUCUCUUUUAAUUCAAAACCCUAAUUUCAUCAAUAUCUUCCGCAACAAUCUCAUAUCCAACUCUCAUCCACUCUACGGCGGCGACGGCGAUGUCUCUCUCGUUCUUAAUCAGUUUGUAGGUACUUAUGAUUGGAAUAUUUACUUGAUUUCUGGCAAAAAAUUUGAGAAAAAAGUGAAAUUGGAUUUGCCACUUCCAUUUCAUCUUCCACAAGUUGGUGUUACUCCUAUUCGUGUUGUAGAUUCUGCAAUUAAUGGCAUUUUGUGUAUCUAUGAUUGUGAUGGAGUUCAUACAACAACUGUAUUAUGGAAUCCUGCCACUGAGGAAAAAAUUGUCAUUCCUCCUGGUCAUGCUGAGUUUCAAUCCGAGUUCAUGACUCAAAUUUUUCCUCAUGGAUUUGGCUAUGAUCGGGUUGGAGAUGACUAUAAAAUCAUUCAACAUGUGAAUUAUUAUACUAUAGAUGAUGAAAAUCAUUUACUUCAUUUGGAAGAUGUCAUGCCUGACCCUUUCUGGGAGAUAUUUAGUUUAAGAAGUAAUUCGUGGAGAAAAAUCGAUUUUGAUAUGCCAACGAUUUAUUCGAUUUUUAAUAGUGCUGUGUACUUCAAUGGGAUGUGUCAUUGGUUGGGGGAAUCAGAUACCUUGCUAGUGUCAUUUAAAUUAUGCAAUGAAGUGUACUUUGUUACACCUUUACCCUUAGAAGAUACGCAGUAUGAUGAUGAUUUUGUUGUUAGUCUGACAGUGUUGAAUGAGUCUGUUGCUAUUAUAACUAAUUGGAAGAAUACUACGUCUUUUCAAAUAUCAAUUUUGGGUGAAUUUGGUGUCGAAGAAUCAUGGAUUAGACUCUUUGAUGUUGAACUCUUGUCUACCAUUGAGCGACUUAUCGGAGCAGGGGAGAAGGGCAAUAUAUUCUUUAGAAGAGAUGAUGGUGAACUAGUUUGUUUUGAUUUAACUACCGGUUUGAUUGAGGAGAUUGGUAUUAAAGGAGAAAGGUGUUGGUGUCAAAUUGCAAUUUACAAGAAAAAUCCUCAUUUGAUUGGAGACAAACAAGCAAUUUCUUUUCCAGCCAAUGCUUGAAGUUUUCGCACUGCAGGUUUGUGAGUCUAGUUCUUAUAUGCAAAUUUGGCUUGUCAAUUGUCAAUAUUAUAUGUAUUCUCAAGUAUACAAGAUGUCAGAUACAUGUUAGAUACAAGUUUUGACUCUUGAAGGAAUAAAAGUUUGCUGUUAGAUA
This is a messenger RNA of Trifolium pratense (red clover), 1409 nucleotides long. RefSeq names its product putative F-box protein At3g16210. The transcript has a single exon. Bases 41 to 1255 code for a protein of 404 amino acids. NCBI's taxonomy places the organism in Eukaryota, Viridiplantae, Streptophyta, Magnoliopsida, Fabales, Fabaceae. Gene Ontology annotation, molecular function: protein binding. The record is from RefSeq and is a predicted model, not a curated record.